Molecule: messenger RNA, 951 nt
Organism: Lathyrus oleraceus (garden pea)
Lineage: Eukaryota; Viridiplantae; Streptophyta; Magnoliopsida; Fabales; Fabaceae
Exons: 5
Coding region: 1-951 (316 amino acids)
Source: RefSeq, a predicted model, not a curated record
AUGGAUAUUGAAUCGAAGAUGGAUGAUGGUGAUGUUGAUGGGCAUGAAAUAAUGCAAGCUAACUAUCAAGCACUCAAUGAGAUUAUACAUGAGAAUGGUCGUGUUAACCUUGAUAGUGAAUUGGAUAUUGUUAAUGAUGGAUGCUUGGAUAUUAUUGAAUAUGAUAAUGUAGUUGUUGAUGAAGAUUUUGAGUUUGUAGGAGGUGAAUAUGAUUAUGAAGAUGGUGAAUUUGAUGGAUGUGAAUACGAUGGUGAAGCUGGUUCUGGUGAUGUUGGUGGAGACGAAUCUUGGAAUACAGAUGCCAACAACGAUGAAACUGAUGGGGAAGAAGUUGCUUACACAUUUUAUGGUUGGUUUCCAAAGAUGAACGAAUUUGCAGUUCGUAAAGGUCAAGUUACUAAAAAUAAGGAUGAAGACGUUAUUCAACAAACAUUUUUUUGUAACCUUGAAGGAUUUAGGCAAGACAGAGUAGAGCAACACAAGCAUGGUCCGAAGCACGAAAUUCGAUGUGGAUGUGGAGCAAAGUUUAGGGUGCAUGUUGAUAUAAUUUCACAAAAGUGGGGGUAUGAUAAGGUAGGACUUUUGAAGAAGGACAUACAUAAUCAAUUUUCAAGACAAAGAAAAGAGAUGUUUUCUAAUGUUAAAGGUGUUGUUAGGUAUCUUAUAGAUCUUCGUGUUAAAGAUCCAUUAAUGUUUGUUGCACACGAGACUAUUAUAUUUGCUACUACACUAGUUUCAAAUGAAGUUGAAGGGACAGCCGUAUGGUUGUUGGAGCAGUUUUUGGUUGCAAUGAAAGGCAAGACACUAAUAUCUGUAAUAACGGAAAAUUAUGUUGCUAUGAGAAAUGAAAUCAAGAAAGUAUUUCCCUACAGUUACAAUAGAUUGUGUGAAUGGCAUCUCCUACGGAAUGCAAUCUCCAACAUUGGCAAUCCUAAUUCAUCCUUGUUUUAA